Messenger RNA from Echinostoma caproni, 2430 nucleotides. The record is from the annotation of a GenBank genome assembly. NCBI's taxonomy places the organism in Eukaryota, Metazoa, Platyhelminthes, Trematoda, Plagiorchiida, Echinostomatidae.
AUGGACUUCACCGUUGAUCAGUCCCUGUUGGAGAGUGAACGUGAAUACCUGGAAUUUCUGGAUGAAACGCUGAAUGCAUGCCAGAAAGCUCUCAAGAAGUGCGUGCAAAACGUGAAUCCUGAUUACGCUAAACAAAAGUAUGAUUUUUUUGUUGGUUUUGAAGGAAGCUUUGGGUCGAGACAUGUCACUCCAAGGACCUUAAACGCUAGUCUUCUGGGUCAUAUGGUUUGUUUGGAAGGCAUUGUGACCAAAGCUUCGCUUAUUAGACCAAAAGUGGUCUGCAGCGUCCAUUAUUGCCCAGCCACGAAGAAAUCAAUCGAAAGGCGCUAUGCAGAUCUCACAAGUCUGGAGGCCUUUCCGUCAUCUGGUGUUUACCCUACAAAAGAUGAUGAGGGAAAUUUGCUGGAAACUGAAUAUGGUCUUUCAGUCUACCAGGAUCACCAAUCGUUGACCGUUCAGGAAAUGCCGGAAACUGCACCAGCGGGUCAGCUUCCCCGGUCAGUCGAUGUUCUGUUAGACAACGAUUUAGUAGAUGCUGUGCAACCUGGUGACAGAGUCCAAGUAGUUGGCCAAUAUCGAUGUCUUCCUGGGAAAAGAAGCGGUUACACAUCCGCUAGUUUUCGUACUGUGCUGAUUGCAAACAAUAUCCAGUCGUUGAGUAAAGAAUCCGGUCCCAGUUUCUCUGACAAAGAUAUCAGUAUGAUGCGGCUCAUUUCCAAACGUAACGAUGUGGUGUCUUUGCUUACACGGUCAAUUGCUCCUUCGAUCCACGGCCACGAGCAAAUCAAACGUGCUAUCCUGUUGCUUCUGCUCGGUGGUGUUGAGCGAACCCUUUCAAACGGUUCCCGAAUCCGAGGAGACGUCAAUUUACUCUUAUUAGGCGACCCUUCUGUUGCUAAGUCUCAGUUUCUCCGAUUCGUGCUUCAUGUGGCCCAUCGUGCUAUCGCCACCACUGGUCGUGGUUCGUCUGGUGUCGGUCUUACCGCUGCAGUGACCACGGAUAUGGAAACAGGCGAACGCAAUCUGGAGGCAGGUGCUAUGGUGUUAGCCGAUCGGGGUAUUGUGUGUAUCGAUGAGUUCGAUAAAAUGUCCGAUAUUGAUAGAACAGCAAUUCAUGAAGUGAUGGAACAAGGGCGUGUGACUAUUGCCAAAGCGGGUAUCCAGGCCAAACUCAAUGCAAGAUGUUCUGUGUUGGCUGCUGCCAAUCCCGUCUACGGCAGAUACGAUCAAUAUAAAACACCAAUGGAAAAUAUCGGCCUGCAGGAUUCGUUGCUGUCUCGUUUCGACUUGUUAUUUAUCGUGUUGGAUAAAGCCGAUCCGGAGUCCGACCGGGCUAUUGCAGAACAUGUGCUACGAACUCACCGAUUCCGCGGACCCGGUGAACAAGAGGGCGAAGCCUUGCCUCUGCAAAAUGCCACGCGAUUACUUUCCACUGGCAUCGAUCCCCUGUCUGGUGCCACUGAAGACAACGUUGAUGAUAAUGAACUCGGACCAGACGGAUCUCACCGAAAAGACGAAGAUCAGGUUUAUGUGCAACAGAGCGAUCUUCUUCGCCCCGCAACGCGUAUUCGUAGCAAUGAUCAGCUAACAUUGAGGUUCCUGCAAAAAUAUCUGCAUGUCGCCCGCCAACUGAAACCCCAAUUAACCAAGGAAGCAGCCUCCAUCUUAGCCGAAAAGUACUGUGAUUUGCGGGCACAAGAAGCUGCUGAGGGUACUGGACGUCCGGGGCCAGGGGAUCAAUCACGAAUGCGCCGUACUCAACCGAUCACCGCACGUACACUGGAAACUUUGAUUCGUUUAGCCACGGCGCAUGCCAAGGCUCGUAUGUCCAAGACCGUGACAAAGAAAGAUGCAGAGUCCGCGGUGCAAUUAGUUUCCUUCGUACUGUUCAAGGAAGUAUUGGAGAAGCGUCGCAAACGGGAUCGUGCAUCAGCCGAUGGUGGAGAAAGUGGUUCGGAAGACGAAAGUCCAAAUGACAACCUAGAUACUCGAAGGCCAGCAAAACGAAAUUGUUUCCAUGAUGAUAUGAUUCUUUCUUCAACACCGUUCUCAACCGCGUUUUGCUCUCUUCCCGCACGCUUAUCUGGUAGAGCUGUGACCGGCACAACGUCAGGUGUUGUCCCUGCUUCUGACGAUCCGUACGCUUUCCAGGACGAUGCUCAGACUGCCGGUCCUUCAGCUGGCACCUCUGGAGUUGAUACAACGAGUACCACCAGUGGCCUCUCAACUGAUCGUUUGCGUCAGUUGUCCACUGCUGUGAGCCGUGUAUUUCAAGAACGACGCGUUGAACAAUUGCCGGUCCAAGAACUCACUUCUGUCAUACUGGGCCAGGGAGCUGGAUUCACCAAGGCAGAAAUUCGCGCGGGUCUUGAAGCCAUGCACGCUGACAAUCGCAUUAUGCUUACUUCGGACGAUGUAUGGCUUAUCUGA